Molecule: messenger RNA, 1464 nt
Organism: Clonostachys solani
Lineage: Eukaryota; Fungi; Ascomycota; Sordariomycetes; Hypocreales; Bionectriaceae
Source: the annotation of a GenBank genome assembly
AUGACGGAACACACCGAUAUCGAGUUGGUCAAGACCACUAAAUACAAUCAAGCAGGAAAGCCGGAGAUGGAGAUUAAAGAGGGAGAGGUGAUUCUACAGGAUGGCGAGAUCCCCGACUUUCAGUAUCAGCUCGCCCCUGAAGAAGAUGCUCGCAUCCGGCGAAGGAUUGAUCUCUGUCUUAUCCCCAUUAUGACCGUCACGUACUGCCUCCAAUUUAUUGACAAAAACACAUUGGUGGAUGCUGCUGUUCUCGGCAUGACCCAGGACAUACACGCUACAGGUAAUGAAUAUUCGUGGGCAGGUAGCAUCUUCUACAUCGGGUAUCUUGUUGCUUGUUACCCACUUGCUUUCCUCAUGGUAAAACUUCCCCUCGGAAAAGUCCUCGCGGCCACAAUGGUCUGCUGGGCUGUAGUACUCCUUUGCACAGCUGCACUUCAGAACGCCGCGGGCCUUCUUGCCGUGAGAUUCUUCCUCGGCGCCACGGAGUCGGCUAUCUCACCGGGCUUCAACAUGGUAACAGCUAUGUGGUACAAACGCAGUGAGCAAACCUCCCGCAUUGGCGUGUGGUUCCUAGGCAACUCGAUCGGCGGGUUUGUCGGCAGCUUAAUUUUCUACGGCAUGGGCCAUCUGAAGUCCUUCUCCUCAUGGAGGGCGGGUUUUCUUGUUGUCGGGAGCAUCAACCUGGUCUGGGGGUUAUCGAUGAUAUACAUUUUCCCUGAUACGCCGAUGACAUCCCGGUUUUUGAACAAGCAGGACAGAAACAAGGCAGUCAGUCGUGUUCAAGAGAACAAGACCGGCAUAAAGAACAACAACUUUAAGAUUGACCAGGCUCUUAUUAGCUUAAAGGACCCUUUAUGUUUGUUGAUCUUUCUGCUUCAAGUCACCGCCGCUAUCCCUAAUGGGGGCAUCACUAAUGCAAGUCGAACAUCUCCUGAGAUCAAUUCAUUCAGCAGCCUGAUUAUCAAGGGAAUCGGGUUUGGGACGCUCCAAACCAUUCUGUUGAAGAUGGCCACUUACGGGUUCCAGGUGAUUUUCAUUGGAAUGGGUAUCGUCGGCUGUCAGUAUAUGAAAAAUGCCAGAAUCCUGUGGAUGUGCAUUUUCAACUUGAUCUGCAUAGCGGGUGCGUUCAUGGUUCGUUUUCUGCCCAUAGAGAAGCUCUGGCCACGGUUCUUUGGAGUUUGUCUUAUGAUGUCCUUUGCGGCUGGUGUUCCCAUGAAGAUGUCUUUGGUUUCGUCAAACGUGGGCGGCUUCACCAGGAAAGCUACAGUAAACGCGGUCGCGUUUAUCGGAUACUGUGUUGGCAAUAUGAUAGGACCACAGAUGUUUAUUGCGCAAGAGGCGCCUACAUAUCCCUCUGGGUUUGUUGGAAUGAUAGGCUGUUGGGCAGCUGUGUUUUUGGAAGCGCUCGUCUUGCUAUUUUAUCUGAAACGAGAAAAUCGAAGACGCGAUAAGUUGCAAGCCCAG